GUCGCCUGCUUCUGAACAGCCUUUCCUGCCUGGUGCCCCGACCUAGUCCCGUCAUGUCCCUGCGCCCCUUGUUCUGGCCGCUCCGGCUGCUGCUGCUGCUUCUGUUAAGUGGGGCGGUGUGCCGGGCUGAGGUCGGGCCAGAAACCGAAAGUCCUGUCCGGACCCUCCAAGUGGAGACCCUGGUACAGCCCCCCGAAUCGUGUACGGAAUCAGCUGCCUUUGGAGACACGCUCCACAUACACUACACGGGCAGCUUGGUAGAUGGACGCAUUAUUGACACGUCUCUGACCAGAGAUCCUCUGGUUAUAGAACUUGGCCAAAAGCAGGUGAUUCCAGGUCUGGAGCAGAGCCUGCUGGACAUGUGUGUGGGAGAAAAGCGAAGAGCAGUCAUUCCUUCUCACUUGGCCUAUGGAAAGCGAGGGUACCCGCCAUCCAUCCCAGCGGAUGCAGUGGUGCAGUACGAUGUGGAGCUGAUUGCAUUGAUUCGAGCCAACUACUGGCAAAAACUGCUAAAGGGCAUUUUGCCUCUAGUGGGCAUGGCUAUGGUGCCGGCACUCCUGGGUCUGAUCGGGUAUCACCUAUACAAAAAGUCGAGCAGACCCAAAGUCUCCAAAAAGAAGCUGAAAGAAGAGAAACGAAACAAGAGUAAAAAGAAAUAAAUAGUGACCUUUA
Phodopus roborovskii (desert hamster) is the source of this 672-nucleotide messenger RNA. It is a transcript of the gene Fkbp11, whose product is annotated as FKBP prolyl isomerase 11. Bases 54 to 659 code for a protein of 201 amino acids. The record is from RefSeq and is a predicted model, not a curated record. Gene Ontology annotation, biological process: protein peptidyl-prolyl isomerization. The transcript has 6 exons. Gene Ontology annotation, molecular function: peptidyl-prolyl cis-trans isomerase activity. NCBI's taxonomy places the organism in Eukaryota, Metazoa, Chordata, Mammalia, Rodentia, Cricetidae.